UUUCUGUUCGGAAUAUUAUCAUUGUGGCACAUGACAACAAAAAUACGGAAGUAGAAUCAGCUGACACAACGCUCGUUCUAGCUAGCUGCAUUGUGUUGUUGUUAUCAGCUUCUGACUGUUAUCAGCCUGCACUAUGGAGGAUCAGGAGAUGCAACUGAAAGUUAGACGAGUGACUGAUAAAUUCACGGAGAGCAUGUACGUGCUGGCUAACGAGCCGUCAGUGGCUCUCUACAGGCUGCAGGAACACGUCAGAAGGUCCCUGCCUGAACUGGUGCAACACAAGACGGACAUGCAGAGCUGGGAGGAGCAGAGUCAAGGAGCCAUCUACUCUGUAGAGUACGCAUGCAGUGCCGUGAAGAGCAUGACAAACAGCAGCUUGUAUUUCAAAAACAUUGACGGCCUCCUCCGUCAAGCCAUCAGCAUGAAGGAAAAGAUUAGCAACUCUCAAGGACGCAGCUUACAUGAUGUGACCCCCUCUCCCAGUCCCCUUGUCUCUGCUCCACAUGCCCCUCCCACUUCCUCAUGACCUCUGGACUGAGGUGUCCAAGGAAAAGGACAAUGGACUCAGGCAUGCUGAAGGAAGGGGGAGAAAAGCACAGCUCUGGGAUGUGACGUGACUUCCUGAGUCGGCGGUGUUGCUUCUACAGCCCCCUUGCUCUACUACCUCUUGACUGAGGCUGAAGUGGGGGGUCAUAAGGGUGACACCUCCUCGUCACAAUGGAGAGACUGCUGCCUCCAGUAACCCCCCGGUACAAGCCGCUCAGUGGAACAGAGCACCACAGCGCUGCCAGGUUCAGCAUUAAAAACACUUAAGUCAUGGACGCUGCUCAAAGAAUGCAUUGUUCUCUUGGACUCGCUGGACGGACCAGAGAGAAAAGCAGCCGUGCUGGUUUUGCCUCCGCUUGUUGAAAAUCCACUGCACAGCCAAUGUUUUGGACUCUAGUUUUCAAGUCUUUGUGAGGCUAAAAAGCACCCUGCAUGCAAAUUAAUGUGUGCUUGAAGGCAAUAACAUGUGCCUGUAUUUCAGGAUUAAAUGCACGUACUGUACAGAUUGUGCAACAUGUUCUUAAAGAGAAAAUCCAGAAUCACUCUUUUGUUCCUACCUGCCAAGUAGACCGAAACCCCCAGGCAGAACAGUCCGAUAGCCACGUGUCGUACAGCUCUGCUAUCCAAAAGGAACCAGUCUGCUCUGUCGAAAACAAAUGUCAUAUGUUCAAUGUCAGACAUGUUCACACUUUAACAUUGCUACUUUGAUUUUCCUCAUCAGUGCAUAAAUGAAGAUGACUUUAUGCAACAAUUUCUGCGUUGACAAUUUUCUUUGGUUUCAGUUUAUGCAACUUUUUUGCAACUUUUCUUGGUCCUUGAAUACGUUUGUAAAUCAGAACUAUAAGUCCUAAAACAUUUGCUUAUUAGGGUAUGUUUAAAGCUCAUUAUUAUUCACAUUUUCUUGGAAUGUCCCCUUCUGUCAGUGGGGUCCUGGGCUAUGCUGCUGGAUUUGUAAACCGACGUGGGAAAGGGCCAGCUAGAGGCCGUGUGCUGGGUGCAUAAUGAGAGGAAGGCCAUUGUUUAGACGGGAUUCAUAGAGUUUGAGGGGUGGGGGUCGGUCAGCUAACGUUGCAGCACGGGCCUCUGCACUCUGACACAUAAGGAAGGCCCUUCUUAUACUUCUGAAACUGUGUUGUCUUUUAAUGAAACUUAUUGCAGUCGGCCAGGAUCUGCUGUGGUUUACAGAGAACAGUUAAAGAAGAUUGUGUGGGUACAGGAAGAAACACAUACUAAAUAGAUUAAUAGAUAGGUUAUUUUACGCUCAUCACAGCACUGACUGUGUGACCAGAAAAUAGGAGCCUAUGUAGGAUGCAAUACAAUGACUAUUACCUUUAUGUUUUUGGAAGGCAGUGAUUAAAUUCUGGUUUUAUUUGAAGCUUUACUUUGUGGUGGUUUUGUUUUGUUCUGCCUUUAUAUUUAAAGUUUGCUCAUUUACACACAUAUACCCAAACACACCGCAAACUACAGCCUCAAAAAUCAGAAUAAAGUUGAAUUAACAUCUCUUCAGCAUAGUGUAAAGUAGGAUUUAUUACAGGGUUGUUGUAUUGGAUUGCAUGCAUAGAGGCUUUGUCUUUUGCCAGGCCGCCAUUGUAAAUAAAAAUCUGUUCUUAA
Molecule: messenger RNA, 2157 nt
Organism: Sebastes umbrosus (honeycomb rockfish)
Lineage: Eukaryota; Metazoa; Chordata; Actinopteri; Perciformes; Sebastidae
Gene: borcs8
Product: BLOC-1 related complex subunit 8
Exons: 6
Coding region: 134-526 (130 amino acids)
Cellular component (GO): BORC complex
Source: RefSeq, a predicted model, not a curated record